Messenger RNA from Planococcus citri (citrus mealybug), 1908 nucleotides. Its product is annotated as enhancer of split mgamma protein-like. Gene Ontology annotation, cellular component: nucleus. Gene Ontology annotation, molecular function: protein dimerization activity; RNA polymerase II cis-regulatory region sequence-specific DNA binding; DNA-binding transcription factor activity, RNA polymerase II-specific. The coding region runs from base 380 to 1048 and encodes 222 amino acids. The transcript has 2 exons. The record is from RefSeq and is a predicted model, not a curated record. NCBI's taxonomy places the organism in Eukaryota, Metazoa, Arthropoda, Insecta, Hemiptera, Pseudococcidae. Gene Ontology annotation, biological process: regulation of transcription by RNA polymerase II; regulation of neurogenesis; anterior/posterior pattern specification.
CCCCACUAACCAUCGGAAUCUUACUCAUUCCGAUACUGCAUUCGUACCGAGCGUUUGUGCUCAAGUCUCGCUCCACCACUACGACUUAUAUAAUUUUCGAGUUUUACUUUUUCGUUUUACGAGUACAUUUCUUCUGUACUUUGUUGUUAAUUUUUUCAAUUUUCACCAAUUUCGAGUGUUAAUUUUGCAAUUUUUUUGUUCAUCAUUUCAUCGCUAUUUAGUGCGUCGUCGUCGUUUGAAUUACAUUCGUUUUAUUUUUCGUACAUACCAUUUUAUUGUGUUUGUGCGUGAUCGUGAUCGAUUACAUUGUCGAAUAAUUAGUUCUUCGUAAUUAUUAUUUACUCUGUUCCUGUCAAUUUUGAAUUCACCAGCAAUCAUCAUGUCUGCUGUCGAUGUUGAACAAUUGCAACCCAUCUCCAGAACUUACCAAUAUAGAAAGGUGAUGAAACCUAUGUUGGAAAGAAAACGCAGAGCACGUAUCAAUCGCUGCUUGGACGAACUGAAAGAAUUCAUUUUAUCGACUCUGCAAGCGGAAGGCGAAAACGUGAGCAAAUUGGAAAAAGCCGAUAUUCUGGAAUUCACGGUACAACAUUUGCACAAGCUUCGCCGCCAAAAUCGCCUCAACACGCCGGUCACCGAUGCGGACAGAUUUCGCGCCGGAUUCACGCAUUGCGCCUCCGAAGUGUCUCGUUGUCUGGCUUCGACGCCCGGAGUGGACGUAAAUUUGGGCACGAAAUUGAUGACGCAUCUAGGCCACCGUCUCAACGAAAUGGAGAAAACCACACCGCUCUCGGUGUCGACCGCCGAAAGAUACUCGCCCUCGCCGGCACCCAGUUCGCCGUCCAGCAUUUCGUCGUCCGAGUCGUACACUAUGCCGUUGACGCCGACUUCGAUGACCUCGUCCGGCAUCGGAAAUCACUGCUCCAGAAACAGCUCGCCUUGCCAUCCGGAAACGCAUUCGCAAUUUAACGCCAACGCCAACGGCCUGUUAACCGUCAUAGAUAUGCGUACCGCCAAUAAUUCGUCGCCCGUCUGGAGACCGUGGUAAAUUUCCUCCUCGUGACGCUUCUUGUGCUCUUUUCCCCCUUGGCCCUUAUCUACCUUUUGUCUUUCAUUUUUCCAUUUUCCCAAUUUCGUCGUGUUUCAUUCUUAAUCGUGGAAAUCGUUCUCACUUUCAUGAUCUUCAUAUUUUUAUAUAUGUACGUUAAUUUUACCCUUCUACGUGUACGAGUACUUAUUAGUAAUUAGCGGUUCUAAUUUUUGUAAUUACAAAAAUAUUAUCUUUAUCGCACGUAUUCGACGUAUUUAUUAGCUAUAAUACGAUAGAGCAAAAUUUCUAGCGCACAGUUUCGCGUAUAUCGUGUUUUGAUAUUUUACGUAGGUAUUUUGAAUCUUUUUUUUUUCUGAAUCGAAUUAUUGCGAUCAUUUUUGUUUGUGUUUGUGUUGUUUCAAUUGUUUCGUCGAAAACAUCUUGCGACGUAUCUACGAUAUGUGUAAUUUACGUAUUUUUGAAAUUCUUAUAAUUCGAUGCUCUUUGUUUGUUUUGUAAAUCGUCAUUUCGAUAUUUUUAUACCUACCUAUAUGUAGUUGUGUGUUUAAAAAUCUAAAAAUCGCUACAAAAUUGACGAAAAAAUGAUAAUUAUGUAUGUACUACUACUACUCGUACCUUGUACGCGAGUAAUGUGUGUGUUUUUCUCAAAUAAUAGAUGUAUAAGUUAUGUUGAUAUUUGUUAGGACUUUUUGUGUCUGUGAUAUUUUAUUAGUACGUUUCGCGUUUUGUCAAAUUUCUCCGAUGAUCUUGCUUUUCUGCAUUGUUUUUAUUUUUUAUUUCUUAGCGUAUAUUAGGUAAUGAUUAUCUAAAACGUUCACUCUGUGAUAGUAAAAAUAAAUACUAUUUUCAUUUCUUAA